CUUAUAUCUUACAAUGUCGCAGGGAUUUAUUUAGUUUGUUUCGUUUGUGCUUUCAAUCAAACAAGACACAAACUCAAAAAGCUCACUCAUGCAAACAUUUCUCUCACAGGACACAUUCACGGCCUCGCAGACAUGCAAUUAUUUAUAUAUGUAUAUAUAUAUAUAUAUAUAUAUAUAUAUAUAUAUAUAUUAGAGAUGCGCGGUUUGCGGUCUCAUCCGCGGAUAAACCGCGGGUCGGGCGGGUGACAUGACGAAAAAAUAGAUUUUAAUUAGAUUCGGGCGGUUGGCGGUUGAACCAUCCGGAAAUAUUUGAUAUACAUGGUUCUGGGAUCGGUAUCCUUUGCCAUUCAAAGAGCCAUUUAAGACCCGUGUCACAAAGCGAAGAAAACAAUAAGAGACGCUAAUAUUCUCUAGAAUAACUGCCGGCAGUCACCCAGUUGAUAAGUAUUAGGGCGUGCUAUGAAGCCAUUGGCUUUGUCGCCUUCUACAGCAUGUACGAUCUGCUUCUCAGUCCAGCAUCAUGUUGUGUGUGGCUUCUGCAGACACACGCACACGACUGUAAGGCAUACUGGGUGACACAGAGUACACUAAUGGUUGUGAUAUAAACAAUUUUAACACUCUUAGUAAUAUGCGCCACGCUGUGAAGCCACACCAAACAAGAUUGACAAACACAUUUCGGGAGAACAUCCUCACAGUAACACAACAUAAACGCAACACAACAAAUACCCAGAAUCCUUUGAAUCCAUGAUAAAUCCUGAAUUUUUUUGGGGCAAGUAUGUGCUCCAUUCACUCUAUCGCAAAACAAUAAGUGUUGUAGAAAUUAUUGGAAACUUAAAGGCCUACUGAAACCCACUACUACCGACCACGCAGUCUGAUAGUUUAUAUAUCAAUGAUGAAAUAUUAACAUUGCAACACAUGCCAAUAUAGCCUUUUUAGUUUACUAAAUUACAAUUUUAAAUUUCCCGGGAGUUUCGUCUUGAAAACCUUGUGUAACGAUGACGUGUACGCAAGACGUCAAGGGUUUUUAGGAAGUAUGAGCGCUACGCACACAUACAGCUAAAUGUCGUCUGCUUUAACGGCAUAAUUACACAGUAAUUUGGACAUCUGUGUUGCUGAAUCUUUUGCAAUUUGUUCAAUUAAUAUUGGAGAAGUCAAAGUAGAAAGAUGGAGUUGGGAAGCUUUAGCCUUUAGCCACACAAACACACGGUGAUUCCGUGUUUAAAAUUCCCGGAGGUGAAACUUUACUAUGAAUCAGAGCGGUCAAGCCAACAUGGAUCCCGACCAAAUGUCAACCAGCAGUUUUUGGUGAGAAAAUUGUGGUAAAAAGUCGCCUUUUACCAGAGAUCAGCUGAGCUGGCGCCGUCCAUACAGCUGCCGUCGACUUCCCUCAGACACCCGUGGACACACCCUUCCGACUAUCAAGUACUAUUAAACUCACUAAAACACUAGCAACAAAAUAGAAAGAUAAGGGAUUUCCUAGAAUUAUCCUCGUAAAUGUGUCUAAAAACAUCUGAAUCCGUCCCAAUUGAUUUUUUUUUUCUAGUCCUUCGCUAUCAAUAUUCUAAUUCACGAAUCUUUCAUCCUCGCUCAAAUUAAUGGGGAAAUUGUCGCUUUCUCGGUCCGAAUAGCUCUUGCUGCUGGUGGCUCCCGUUAAAAACAAUGUGAAUAUGUGAGGAGCCCUGCAACUUGUGACGUCACGCGCACAUCGUCUGCUACUUCCGAUAAAGGCAAAGCUUUUUUAUUAGCGACCAAAAGUUGCGAACUUUAUCGUGGAUGUUCUCUACUAAAUCCUUUCAGCAAAAAUAUGGCAAUAUCGCGAAAUGAUCAAGUAUGACACACAGAUUGGACCUGCUAUCACCGUUUAAAUAAGAAAAUCUCAUUUCAGUAGGCCUUUAAAGCCCGCAUUGAACCGACACGCACAAAGCUAUAGCAAACCUACUAACGCCGUCACUGUCAUGUGAGUAUUUUUUCUCGGUUUUAACCAAGCCAAAUUUACAAUUACAUUGAAUUACAGCUGUCAGUAUCAAGUUGUGACUAUUAUGUGUUUUAAAUGGUGUUUUAUAGUGAUGAGCGUCCACAAAAGUAGCUUUUACAGUAGGAGAGUCGUCCCAUCAAACAGACAGCUGACAAAACUACAGUUCUGACGUGUAUUUUGCGUGUGUCCACAACUUAAACGAGCGAAUGAAUAUACAUUUUAGACACUUUUAAAGGCCUACUGAAAUGAGAUUUUCUUAUUUAUUCCGUUGUGGUGAAGAAGGAGCUGAGCCGGAAGGCAAAGCUCUCAAUUUACCGGUCGAUCUACGUUCCCAUCCUCACCUAUGGUCAUGAGCUUUGGGUCAUGACCGAAAGGAUAAGAUCACGGGUACAAGCGGCCGAAAUGAGUUUCCUCCGCCGGGUGGCGGGGCUCUCCCUUAGAGAUAGGGUGAGAAGCUCUGCCAUCCGGGAGGAACUCAAAGUAAAGCCGCUGCUCCUCCACAUCGAGAGGAGCCAGAUGAGGUGGUUCAGGCAUCUGGUCAGGAUGCCACCCGAACGCCUCCCUAGGGAGGUGUUUAGGGCACGUCCAACCGGUAGGAGGCCACGGGGAAGACCCAGGACACGUUGGGAAGACUAUGUCUCCCGGCUGGCCUGGGAACGCCUCGGGAUCCCCCGGGAAGAGCUAGACGAAGUGGCUGGGGAGAGGGAAGUCUGGGUUUCCCUGCUUAGGCUGUUGCCCCCGCGACCCGACCUCGGAUAAGCGGAAGAUGAUGGAUGGAUGAUGGAUGGAUUUAGUAGAGAACAUCCACUAUAAAGCUCGCAACUUUUGGUCGCUAAUAAAAAAGCCUUGCCUGUACCUUAAGUAGCAGACGAUGUGCGUGUGACGUCACGGGUUGUCGAGCUCCUCACAUCCUCACAUUGUUUACAAUCAUGGCCACCAGCAGCGAGAGCGAUUCGGACCGAGAAAGCGACAAUUUCCCCAUUAAUUUGAGCAAAAAUGAAAGAUUCGUGGAUGAGGAAAUUUAGAGUGAAGGACUAGGAGGGAAAAAAAGGCGAUUACAGUAGGGGCGAUUCAGAUGUUUUUAGACACAUUUACUAGGAUAAUUCUGGAAAAUCACUUAUCGGCUAUUGUGUUGCUAGUGUUUUAGUGAGAUUAAAUAGUAACUGAAAGUCGGAGGGGUGUGGCCACGGGUGUGACAGGAGGAUGCUGGCUCCGCUGAUGUCUCCGGUAAUAGCUGACUUAUUACCACAAUUUUCUCACCGAAAACUGCCGGUUGACAUUUGGUCGGGAUCCAUGUUCGCUUGACCCCUCUGAUCCAUAGUAAAGCUUCACUUUCGGGAAUUUUAAACAAGGAAACACUGUGUGUUUGUGUGUCUAAAGGCUAAAAGCUUCCCACCUCCAUCUUUCUACUUUGACUUCUCCAUUAUUAAUUGAACAAAUUGCGCGUGACGUCACAGAUUGUGGAGCUCCUCACAUUGUUUACAAUCAUGGCCACCAGCAGCGAGAGCGAUUAGGACCAAAAAAGCGACAAUUUCUCCAUUAAUUUGAGCGAGGAUGAAAGAUUUGUGGAUGAGGAAAGUGAGAGUGAAGGACUAGAGGAGCGAUUCAGAUAUUAGACAAUUUUACUAGGAUAAUUCUGGAAAAUCCCUUAUCUGCUUAUUGUGUUACUAGUGUUUUAGUGAGAUCAUAUGGUCAUACCUGUACAACCUGAAGGUCGGAGGGGUGUGGUGACCGCCAGUGUCUCCGAGGGAAGCCACGUUUCUCGACAAGGCGAAUGCAGCCGAUGUUUCCUCCACGUUGGAAUCAUCUGACGGUCGGGGGUGGCUGGUGGGAGGAGGCAAGAGAGUCCACAGCUGCCUCUCUGACAGGUACAGGUGGAACGACGUAAGCUCUCCGCUCAUGUCUACGGUAAGAGCCGACUUAUUACCACAAGUUUCUCACCAAAACCUGCCGGUUGACACGUGGUAGGUUCAAGGUUCAACUUUAUUGUCCCCACGGGGAAAUUUGUCUUGGACACAGUGCAUCAUUGCUUUCUUAUCAUACACAAAACCAACUAACAUUUAAACAUCUAAAUAUCAGAACAUGGAGCUUGAUAGACACGGGUGGCACUUUUAUGUAGGCAUAAAAUCUACAGUAUGGAGAUAAAGAUAAAAUACCAGUGUGCAUUGCACUAGAGCUUAUGGAUAAAGUGCCGUGUGCUAAAAUGUUUAGUUCUAAAGUGCUAUGUGCUAAAAAAAAAAGUGCUAACCUAUGUAUUAACAUUCUAUUGCACAUUGUUGGUCAGCUUAAUGGAGGCUGGGACAAAUGAUAAUUUAAGGCGGUUAGAUUUGCUUAGUGGGACCCGGAGUAUUCUCCCUGAUGGCAGGGUUCCAUAUUCAGGGAAGAGUGGGUGUUGUGAAUUGGAAAUCAUUUUCUUAGCUUUUUUCAUAACUGCCUGCUCAUAGAUGCUCUGUAUGGACUCAUUCUUUCCUCCCUGCGAUUUUCAUUGCCGUUUUAUGCAUGUCGGCCAGUUUGCUUUUUAGCUUAACGGUUAGGUUGCCAAACCAUGAGGUGAUCCCGUAUCUAAUGAUGCUCUCUACAAUAGCAUGGUAGAAGAUCAUCAUGUGGUGGCUGCUUACGCCGUACAAUCUUAAUCUUCGCAAAAAAAUAUAGCCUCUGGGGCAAUGUUUCACAAAGAACCGUGUUCGCUUGACCACUCUGUUCCAUAGUAAAGCUUCACCGUCAUCUUUCGGGAAUGUAAACAAGGAAACACCGGCUGUGUUUGUGUUGCUAAAGCCGGCCGCAAUACACCGCUUCCCACCUACAUCUUUCUUCUUUGACGUCUCCAUUAUUAGUUGAACAAAUUGCAAAAGAUUCAGCAACACAGAUGUCAAUAAUACUGUGGAAUUAUGCGAUGAAAAGAGACGACUUAUAGCGGUGAACGGUGCCGGACCAAAAUGUCUGCUACAAUGCGUGAUGUCACGCGCACGCCUCAUCAUACCGCGACGUUUCAGCAUGAUACUUCCGCGCAAAAUUUAAAAUUGCAAUUAAGUAAACUAAACCAGGCCUUUAAAGUUUACUCGUCUGGUUAAAAUGAAUGACAAUUAAGGGUUAGGACGCAAGGAAGCUGUUACUGACUCUGUCCAGCAGGGGGCAAUGUUUCACAAAGGCUUCACAGCUCAUGCAAACACACCACUAUUUACAUAUUUUUCUAUUCUUAGCAGGUAUUGCUAGAUCUAUUAAUGAGGAUUGUAAGUUGUGGAGUUUUUUUUUUUUUUCAAGCAGUGCUAUUUAUGAGUGAAUAGCUACAAUGAGCUGUCCCAGUGGCUCCAGCAGGGGGCGCUCCUGCUGCGGUUCAUCCACAUAAAAGUUGAUGAAGACUACAGUAUAGGCAUCUUGAGCACACACACUUUAGCAGCACUAACCUUCCAGUGAGUCUUGCCGACAGUCCUAAACGAGCAGACUGGAAGCACCUUUUAAAGAGAAGGAUGUUUUGCACGGAGGUGAUCACCAUGUGUCUGCAGUCUGCCAAGCGCCAGCAGAAGCAGCAAAGCAGCGGACGAGAGCUCAGCAUCCUUCAUGAUAUAUUCCGCCGAGCAGAUAAAAAUGACGACGGCAAGCUGUCCUUCAAAGAGUUCAACGCUUACUUCGCCGACGGUGUCCUAACCACGGUGCAGCUGCAGGAGCUUUUCUUCUCCAUUGACGGAAGACAGAAUAACAAUCUGGACACUGACAAGCUAUCAGAUUUUUUUUCUCAGCACCUCGGGGAAUAUCUGAAUGUCCUCUCAGCUCUUGAGAAGCUGAAUGUGGCCAUUUUAAAGGCCAUGUAUAAAACCAAAGAGGAGUACCAGGACUCAAGUGUUCUAGACCAGUUUGUGACCCGCUUCCUGCUGCGAGAGACGUCCAGUCAGCUCCUGUACCUGCAGAGGUCGCUGCAGUGCGCCAUGGAGGCCGUGGAUGAGGAGAGCAGCCCCUUGAAGGGAGAGGAAACAACCACGGAGCUGCCGUCGGUGCUCACGAGUGGGCAUCGCUGUGGUCGCGGGCUCCUUGAUAAUGUCCAUUUAAACUGCCAAAACACAAGUAAGGAUGGAGGCGAUUGGAGCUCCCAAACUGCUCGGCUGCAGCAGCUGCUGGAUAAACUGGAGUGUCCAGGUCCAAAGUUGGAGCCUCUGAAGGAGGACACUUUCAACACGAGCGCGUCCAACAUCCUCCUGGUGCAGAGGAAGAUGGCGGUGAGUGACGAUGACUUGGACCACUUCAGGAAAGUUCUCCAGAGCUACGUAGAUGCAACGUCGGCCCACUCGGACAACCUGCACAUCUCUGUUCAGAAGCUGCCGAAAAAGACCUCUUACGUGGUUUACGAGUUCUGGCCAGACCGUGUCUCCUGGAUGAGCUACCUGCAGUCCAACGACAGCAAAGACUUCAAGCGCUGCAUAAUCGACAUGCUGGAGGAUGCUGAGGUGGUAACUACUAUGUUUCUACCAGCUUCCUGGUGGAUUAUGCCUAAUAAUUGAACGGGGGAGCGUCACAGCCACUGCCUACACUGUCACAUCGAUGCUGGCAGUUCACCCACCUGCAUGGACACACACACACACACACACACACACACACACACACACACACACACACACACACACACACACACGGGGGUGGUGGGGUUCAAAAGUGUUUGAAGCCUGUGUCGCCGUCUUGCCUGCUCCAGCAGCUCGUUGUUUUCAGCUGCUCAUUACUGCGCUAUUACAUGGUACACAAUGUGUGUGUUUGUGUGUAUCGUUGUGAUUUGUCAUGCCGCCAAACAAGCAAGCAUGAUAAUGAUGAUAAAAAAAGUUGUUUCAUACAUAAAUGCAUUCGUCAAAUAAAAAUGAAAUACAUAGCAUACAAUCACAGUGCCGCUAGGGGGUGGAGUUGCUAUCCAUCUAUCCUGAUAACGCUUAAAGUAGCGGUAGAACGGAAAAAUGAGUUGACUUUAUAUGCUUGAUUGUGUUUCACUAUAUCCAUUAAACCAUAUUCAAUUGUAUUAACAUUAUGCGAAAAUACAGUCUAAACAUCACUCAAUGCCAUAAUUACAAACGGCCAUUAUGGAUGUAUUGCUCAUCCUCUUUGUGUUCGGGUUCAAAAAUAUAAGAUUCUGGAUCAUAAGUUUUCCUAAAGUAAUCGCUGUUGGCUCCCACAAAGUCUGCAUGAUUAGCAUUGUUGUUGAUGGGUAAGAGAACUAUGGUUGCUACUUCUACGUCACGGACCAGGUGUCUGGCUUCCUCACUCUCUCUCUAAAAUGGCUCGGAAGUCUCUGUGAGAUUGAUAAUAUUUCGAUCAUAUCUAUUUACUCGCAAACUUUUAAAGUCUUAAAGGCCUACUGAAAUGAGAUUUUCUUAUUUAAACGGGGAUAGCAGGUCCAUUCUAUGUGACAUACUUUUUCAUUUCGCAACAUUGCCAUAUUUUUGCUGAAAGGAUUUAGUAGAGAACAUCGACGAUAAAGCUCGCAACUUUUGGUCGCUAAUAAAAAAGCCUUUCCUGUACCGGAAGUAGCAGAUGAUGUGCGCGUGACGUCACGGGUUGUAGAGCUCCUCACAUCCUCACAUUGUUUACAAUAAUGGCCACCAGCAGCGAUAGCGAUCCGGACCGAGAAAGCGACGAUUUCCCCAUUAAUUUGAGCGAGGAUGAAAGAUUUGUGGAUAAGGAAAGUGAGAGUGAAGGACUAGGAAAAAGAUAUAUAUAAAAAAAAAAAAGACGAGGGCAGUGAGAGCGAUUCAGAUGUUAUUAGACACAUUUACUAGGAUAAUUCUGGAAAAUCCCUUAUUUGCUUAUUGUGUUACUAGUGUUUUAGUGAGAUUAUAUGGUCCUACCUGAAAGUCGGAGUGGUGUGGUGACCGCCAGUAUCUUUGAUGGAAGCCACGUUUCUUGACGAGGCAAGGCAGCCGGGCUGAGAUUUUUUUUUCCUCCACGGUGUAAGCCUCCGACGGUCGGGGGCAGCCGUUGGGAGGAGGCAAGAGAGUCCGCUGCUGCAGGAGGCGAGGCACGACGCAAGCUCUCCGCUCAUAACUACGGUAAGAGCCGACUUAAUACCACCAUUUUCUCACCGAAACCUGCCGGUUGACAUGUGUAGGGAACCAUGUUCGCUUGACCGCUCUGUUCUAUAGUGAAACUUCACCAUCAGCUUUCGGGAAUGUAAACAAGGAAACACCGGCUGUGUUUGUGUGGCUAAAGGCGGCCGCAAUACACCGCUUCCCACCUACAUCUUUCUUCUUUGACGUCUCCAUUAUUAAUUGAACAAAUUGCAAAAGAUUCAGCAACACAGAUGUCCAGAAUACUGUGUAAUUUAGCGAUUAAAGCAGACGACUUAUAGCUGGGAUCGGUGCUGGAUCAAAAUGUCCGCUACAAUCCGUGACAUCACGCGCACACGUCAUCAUACCGCGACGUUUUCAGCAGGAUAUUUCGCGCGAAAUUUAAAAUAGCAUGUGUUGCAAUGUUAAGAUUUCAUCAUUGAUUUAUAAACUAUCAGACUGCGUGGUCGGUUGUAGUGGGUUUCAGUAGGCCUUUAAGUGUUAAUGAAUCAGAUAUAUAUGAUAAUAGCUUCAUUAUACAGGCAAUUUUUUUAUAAUCUACAAGUACUUGAAUUCAUAGAGAGUAGUUUCUAAAAUGGAGCACAGGCCUUGAAACUUAGCUUUGUUUACAUGUUGAAUCUUUGUUUAGGAAAAUAUACAUGAUGAGGAAUAUAAAUAAUUAGUUCCAGGGUCAAACUGUGGUCAUUUUAAAACAUUUUACUGUACAGGCUUUAAGCUUCCUAAGCAUCCUACAAAUGUAAAACAAUGUUAUUAAAAGGACAUAUAACCACUUUAAGUCUUAGCUUUGAUGACAAAGGCAUAGCAGGAAAGUCAAUUUUAUUUUUGACAAUAAAGUCAUAUUCUUGCUGCUAUACAAGAGUAAAAAUAACUUUACAAAACUCACAUGACUUCCUGUCCUUGUACUGCUCUUUUCACCUUCUUUUUCUCCUCCUACAAAAAUGGACAAACAUGCUAAAUAACACAUCCAGAGUGAAUCAUUUGAUGCUUGAUACGUAAAUACUGGCUCGUGUGACACUUUGUGGUACUUAAGAGGCAUGUUUUUCUUUCUUCUUCUUCUUCUUCUUAAGAUUCAAAUUCCAAAUAAACAUGCUUAGUUCCACUUUGUAUUUUUCUUUGGAUUUUUAAUAAAUGUGUCCAACAUUUA
Molecule: messenger RNA, 9160 nt
Organism: Nerophis ophidion (straightnose pipefish)
Lineage: Eukaryota; Metazoa; Chordata; Actinopteri; Syngnathiformes; Syngnathidae
Gene: necab3
Product: N-terminal EF-hand calcium binding protein 3
Exons: 13
Coding region: 5443-6468 (341 amino acids)
Biological process (GO): regulation of amyloid precursor protein biosynthetic process
Cellular component (GO): Golgi cis cisterna; endoplasmic reticulum; cytoplasm
Molecular function (GO): calcium ion binding
Source: RefSeq, a predicted model, not a curated record